Messenger RNA from Perca flavescens (yellow perch), 1128 nucleotides. It is a transcript of the gene arr3b, whose product is annotated as arrestin 3b, retinal (X-arrestin). The record is from RefSeq and is a predicted model, not a curated record. The transcript is spliced from 15 exons. Gene Ontology annotation, molecular function: G protein-coupled receptor binding. NCBI's taxonomy places the organism in Eukaryota, Metazoa, Chordata, Actinopteri, Perciformes, Percidae. The coding region runs from base 1 to 1128 and encodes 375 amino acids. Gene Ontology annotation, biological process: visual perception; G protein-coupled receptor internalization; signal transduction.
AUGGAGCAAAGGUCUGAUUCACUGCCUUUUCCUUUUUUCUCUCUUUUUAGGGUAUUUAAGAAGACCAGUGGCAAUGGACAUAUUGCCCUGUACUUGGGGAAGAGAGACUUUGUGGACCAUGUGGAUUCAGUGGAAGUAGUUGACGGUGUUAUUAAAGUGGACCCUUCUGGUCUUAACGGAAGAAAAGUAUUUGCCUACCUUGCUUGUGCCUUCCGCUAUGGAAGCGACGAUUCGGACAUGAUUGGGCUGUCUUUCAGGAAAGACAUCUGGAUACAGUGCGUUCAGGUGUAUCCACCUACAGGUGCAAACGCAACCAAAACCCCAAUGCAGGAAUCCCUCAUGAAGAAAGUUGGAGAGCAAGGAUGUCCUUUUUCAUUUCAGAUGCCAAUAAAUCUCCCAUGCUCAGUCUCAUUACAGCCUGGGCCAAACGAUGCUGGCAAGGCUUGUGGUGUGGACUUUGAGGUUAAAGGAUACAUUGCAAACGAAGCUGACAGCGCAGAUGAAGUCAUUGACAAGAAGGACACGUGUCGUCUGAUGAUUCGCAAAAUACAAUUUGCACCAACUAACAACAAGGCGGGACCCAAGGCUGAUAAAGCCAAGAAGUUUAGGAUGACUGACAAACCUGUUACCUUAGAGGCCUCCCUUGAAAAAGAGAUCUACUACCAUGGAGAUCCAAUCAGCGUCAAGGUAAAAAUCAACAACGAAACCACCAAGGUGGUGAAGAAAAUCAAAGUCUCAGUUGAGCAGCUAACAAGUGUGAUGCUCUACUCAGCUGAUACUUACUCCAAGACAGUCUGCUCUGAGGAGUUUGGAGAGACAAUUAACGCCAAUGGUACAUUGGAGAAGUCCUUCCAAAUAACCCCCCUGCUGGCCAACAACAAAGAGAAGCGGGGUCUUUCAGUGGACGGACAGCUAAAAGACGAGGACACCCACCUAGCAUCCACUACCCUGUGUCAAGGAGAAAAGGAGAUACAGGGAAUCCUCAUCUCCUAUAAAGUCAAGGUCAAUAUAUUGGUGUCCGGCGGAGGCCUGCUGGGUGGCCUUUCAGGAAGCAAUGUCACUGUGGAGCUUCCUCUGACCCUGAUGUCCCCAAAACCUGCAGCCAAUUGGAUUAAAGGCCCCCUUUAG